Priapulus caudatus is the source of this 1375-nucleotide messenger RNA. RefSeq lists its product as uncharacterized. The coding region runs from base 124 to 864 and encodes 246 amino acids. Lineage: Eukaryota; Metazoa; Priapulida; Priapulimorpha; Priapulimorphida; Priapulidae. The transcript has 5 exons. The record is from RefSeq and is a predicted model, not a curated record.
GGUAUUAAACAUCCUAGCAGGUAGCUGUAGAUGGCGGUUAUUGCUGAGGUAAUAUUCCCAUGACAAAAGACGGAUUCAUUCGAGACGAACUCUGCACCAGGUAGCGCCUCGUAGACCCGAAACAUGUGCUGCGGCUGCUGCAAACUGCUGGGACAAAUCUGGAAGCACACGCCGUGCUGCAUCAAGUGUCUGCUGCAAUUUGGCGGCUGCGUUCUGCUGAUCAGCAUCGUCAGCGUCAUCGUCGGCGCCGUGCUGUUGGCCUUGUAUGACUCCGAGGACGAGUCGCAGAGGUCGCUUAUGAUCGCGGGAGCGGUGAUGGUCAGUAUCGGCUGUCUGCUCAUCCUCCUCAGUAUCGCUGGCUUAGUCGUCAUGUACCGAAAGAUGGAGGAACUUAGGAAGAAGCGCCGGGGACAGGCGAAUGGUACGUAUGUAAUGCCACCGAUAAAGCUCGUGCCGGGUUCGUAUCCCGUACAGCCACAAGCGUUGCCGCCGCAAGAAACGGCGGAAGCUCAAGCCGUAACCACGGAUUUAAUCUAUCCGCCACCUACGCUAUACGUCACCGAUAAACCGAUACCACCCGCACCAAAAUACCGAAACCAGGCACCAGCGCCACCUACCGGUACCGGCGAGCAUAAUUCAGGUUAUGAGGCCGGUGUCACAGCGUCGGUACCUGUGAUGGCGGAUACGAUGGACGACGAGCAGGUUGGAGAGGCCAGUAGCGUUGCAGCGCAACAUACCUAUACAAGCGGUUACGACAAUGUGACAUUUGAACACGAAGACGAAGGCGCCGCGCCAUCUAGCGAACUUGAAAAGCACGAUAGUUUUAAGGAUCCACCUACAAGAUUGUAUAGAACGGAGCUGUGAUGCAAAUAGAACUGUGAUCGCAUUUACACACACAAAAUCGCUGGAAAGUCGUAAUUAUAUAGUGCUAGAUAUCCAGAUUCUUAUCGGAAAUUAAUAUAGUUUUGUGAUAUUUUCUUUAUUUUGUAAUUCAUUUGCGUAGUUAUAAGCCUGUGUUCCGCUGUACGAUAGCGCUGUGGGACAAGGAUGAGAUUGAGAGUCGAGUGCGACGACGCACAGAGCGUACGGGGAUGACGUUGUGUUGUUGUGCUAUCAUUGUGUUUUGUUUGACGUGUGUGUCGCGUUGUUAUAUGCCUAACAGUUAUUUCCAAUAUAUGAUUUAUCAUAGAUAUAUAUACCAACCAAUUGGUUGGUAUAUAUAUCUAUGGAUUUAUGUAACUAUAAAGUAUAACUAAAGCUCUCGUCAAGUCGUUUGACUCGUGAGUUUGUCCCUGGCCCUGAACCAUGUACCUGGGAAAGAGAAUCCCAUGGGAUGAUCACAAGUUUCAAAUUUGUAAGAUUAUUAUAUUAAAUU